Messenger RNA from Symbiodinium sp. CCMP2592, 1047 nucleotides. The record is from the annotation of a GenBank genome assembly. Lineage: Eukaryota; Dinophyceae; Suessiales; Symbiodiniaceae.
AUGGAGCCCUACGACUGGGAUGCCAUACGGGAAGACGAGGACAAGGUGUUGAUCCCGCUGACGAAGGCCUCCAUCAUGGCAGGGGGAGUGUUCGAACGGGAUGACGGCUUCCUGAAGAUCAACAGCGAGCGGGGCCUCUUGGUGGUUGGCACGCCGAAGGAUUGGGCAGGGCUGCAGGGAGGUCGCUUGAGAGCGAUGCUUGCAUUGUGUGCUCGAAUGACGAAACGUACCACGAUUGCGAGGAGCGAGGAGAUGCAGGCCAUCAAGAACUUCAUCGCUGGGUUGCCGGCUUUCCAGGCCUGGGCUGCAACUAGCGAGCCUGUGGGCCCCACUGGGGGCAGUGAAGCAGAGCUCGGAGAAGCUGUGCAUGUGCCUGGCUUUACAGCCGAAAGCAUCGACGAGGAGCCGGAGGAAGAUGGAGUGUCGGCCGGCGGCGGCGGCGAGGCAACCGAGGAGACAGAGGAAGAUGCAGAGAUGGCCGACAAAAGCGCCGACGACACGAAUGACCCGGGGCUCGAGGCGGCACAUGUGGAGGACUCAGAAGUUCCAUCGCCGGGCAUGCCGAAAGUUUCAAUGGAGGAGGAGCAGAAGCUGCUCGACCGGGAUGCAGCGCCGGCACCGCAGAGAGCUUUGCAGGCCCAGCUCGAAGGAAUGGAGUGUGCUGAUCCAGCCCUCGAAGUUCUUCAGCAACAGCAGAAGCUAAAGCAGAAGGCUAGAGAGGACAAGGCGGCUAAGCUGUUGGCCAGGGCAGAAGGCAGCAAAGCGAAGGCGAAGGCGAAGGGCAAGGGUAAAAAAAAGGGAACAUCCAAGGAAGAAGCAGACAAGGCAAGCAACAGCAAGCCCGAUGAGACCGCCGAUGCAGACAAGCCAAGCGACAGCAAGCCCGAUGAGACCACCGAUGCAGACAAGGCAAGCGACAGCAAGCCCCGGGAAAGCGCCGAGACAGACGAGCCAACGGUGUGCAAACAGCCGACCAACAGCAUCGAUGCUGAUGAUUUCGACGGCCUCGUGAGGCUGAUCUCCAAGCUUGCACCCUCUGUUGGCUGA